This is a messenger RNA of Papaver somniferum (opium poppy), 1480 nucleotides long. RefSeq lists its product as uncharacterized. The record is from RefSeq and is a predicted model, not a curated record. Lineage: Eukaryota; Viridiplantae; Streptophyta; Magnoliopsida; Ranunculales; Papaveraceae. The transcript is spliced from 6 exons. Bases 864 to 1187 code for a protein of 107 amino acids.
UCUCUCACCUCUUUCACAGCCUAACUCAUCUCUAUCUUUUUCUUGGUUUUUCCUCUGAAAGUUUAAUGGAGAUCAAGUCUGCUUAUUGACUUCCUCUCUCAUCUCUUUCAUUAUUUGCUCUCAAUCGACCUUCAUCGUCUUCUUCUGCAAUUUUUCCAGAUCUGGAAGGUUGAGUUGAAGUCAAUACCCUCAAACAAAUAAUCGAUUUCAAUGGUAGUAUGUGUUUUUAGUAUGUAUUCUCACGACUAAUUUGGUAACUAUCUAUGACUGAUUCUUAUUCAUCAUGUUCAAUUACAAAAAUUUAAUUUUUAAUUUUAGGGUUAGGUAAAUUUUCACAGCUCUUGAUUUUCCUGGUAUAGUUUCGAUCAAGUGUUAUCUUUGUCAAUUGGGGUUGUAGAUCACUUCAACUGGUUCCUAUUGACGGUGUGGUGGUGGUGAUGAAGGUGAAGAUGACUCAGUUUGCCAAUAAGAUUGCUCGUUACAUUGCUUGUAUUUUUGUGAGUUUGGUUUUGGUUGAUUCCAGCUAAGUCAUUCUUAGGUUCCAUGACAUGAGCAUUUGAUAGGGCAAGAAACUGAAGGUGGUAACUGGUUAUCAAGAAUUGAGGGUUCGGUUGUAUGCAGAAUUUUGUUAUUUGUGAUGCUUUGAUUUAUUUAUUUUUGUUGGGUGUUGGUGAUCUUAUCAAAUUUUUGUUUUCAUGUUGAUUUUGAAGAUGAGGAGGAAUAUUUUUGAAGGACCUUAUGGAACGAGGAUGUGUUUGUUUUCCUGAAGUGGUCAAAUACAGGCAGGCGCUGACCCAAAUGCUGUAUCAUAUGGAAAUACACCUCUGAUAUAUGCAGCAAGGCAUGACUGCGUAGAUGCCAUUAUGCGCUUACUGGAAGCUGGUGCAGAUCCAAAUUAUAAAAUGGAUGGAGGAGUUACAGCAUUAGAAAUAGCUGCUAUGGAGUGCAAUUAUCAAAUUGUUGAAGUUUUUUUUCCUGUGACGUCUCCCAUUCCAACUUAUCCUGAUUGGAGCAUCACCGGACUAAUGAGGCAUGUAAAUUCUGAUGCAAACAAAAUGCUGAGGGAAGUCCAUAUGAAGGAGAAGUUUCGCCAGGCAAAAUCAAAAGGAAAAGAAGCAUUUCAGGGAGAGCAGUAUCUUAUGGCAUCGAAUUGGUUCGUAGAGGUUCAGGAACAAACAAAAGUUUAAUCUUCGUGCCAACUGAAGAAGGUUCCACAUUGACUUUCAUUUUUCUUCUUUUAGCUAUUAAAUGUGUUCGUUCUUUGAGUUUUUGUGUUAAACUGUGCUCUUUAUGUUGAUGGAUUCCACAUGUAUCUUUUAAGAAAACUUAUUAGGACUUGUAUUAUGCGAAUUCAGGAUUUGAAUCCUCUUUGUGUGAUUUUGAAAUUAAAUGUCAACUGAAUUCAGUUAUGGGUUGUGCAAUGAAUACAAUGAAUGUUUAAUGGAAUGAAAUUUGGUCCAACAUUAUUAUUUGAGUUUCA